Gilbertella persicaria is the source of this 857-nucleotide messenger RNA. RefSeq names its product GTP-binding protein. The transcript is spliced from 5 exons. NCBI's taxonomy places the organism in Eukaryota, Fungi, Mucoromycota, Mucoromycetes, Mucorales, Choanephoraceae. The coding region runs from base 97 to 780 and encodes 227 amino acids. Gene Ontology annotation, cellular component: endosome. Gene Ontology annotation, molecular function: GTP binding; GTPase activity. The record is from RefSeq and is a predicted model, not a curated record.
AUAAAAGGAAAGUUUAUUUUGGUGUAAGCCGAGACCAUACUUCAUUUGAUUUUUUUUUCGUUUUCAGCCCUUCUUUCUUUCUUUUUCUUAUCAACAAUGUCUGAAGACGAUUACGACUAUUUAUUCAAAAUUGUCAUUAUUGGUGACUCAAGUGUAGGAAAGUCCAAUCUCUUGUCGCGUUUCACUAAUGAUGAGUUCAAUCUCGAAUCCAAGAGCACCAUUGGUGUUGAAUUCGCUACCAAGAACAUUCAAAUCGGCGAACAUACCAUUAAGGCACAAAUCUGGGAUACAAGUGGACAAGAGCGUUAUCGAGCCAUUACAGGCGCCUAUUAUCGCGGAGCAGUCGGUGCUCUUUUAGUGUAUGAUAUUACUCGUCAAUCCUCUUUUCAAAAUGUUGAUCAUUGGUUGAAAGAAUUACGUGACCACUCUGAUGAAAAGAUCUCGCUUAUGUUGGUGGGUAACAAACUCGAUUUGGCAGAGACAUCCCGUGCUGUAGCCACAGAAGAAGCAACACAAUAUGCAGAGGAUUCUGAAAUGAUGUUUUUUGAGACCAGUGCUUUGGAUGCUACUAAUGUUGAUGCUGCUUUCAAAACAGUAUUUGAACGCAUUUAUGAAAACAUGCCUAAAUCCGUCGCUAAAUCAGAUAACAACAAUGUAAAUAUUACUGGUCAAAAUACUAUCAAGCUUACACCACCUACCAGUGCUAACACAACAGCACCUACUGAAGCAACUGCUCGAGGUGUAGAAGAAAAGCCUACCAGUGGUGGUGGUUGUUGUUAAUUAUUGUUAUUUUUUUUUAUUAUUAAUUUGAUUCCAUAAAGUGAUAAAGACGUCAAAAAAGAAAGAAAGAAAAGAGA